Cucurbitaria berberidis CBS 394.84 is the source of this 1869-nucleotide messenger RNA. Its product is annotated as RNI-like protein. Gene Ontology annotation, molecular function: protein binding. Gene Ontology annotation, cellular component: SCF ubiquitin ligase complex. The coding region runs from base 1 to 1869 and encodes 622 amino acids. Gene Ontology annotation, biological process: SCF-dependent proteasomal ubiquitin-dependent protein catabolic process. Lineage: Eukaryota; Fungi; Ascomycota; Dothideomycetes; Pleosporales; Cucurbitariaceae. The record is from RefSeq and is a predicted model, not a curated record. The transcript has 2 exons.
AUGAACGAACACACAAAACUCCCCGUCUUCCCGCGCACCUCAGCACGCAGACCACCCAACAUGUCUCGCUCGCGCAGAGCCCAGAGAGAUACAAGUGCCUCAGGCUCCGACUCGUCCGCCUCCACGUCCCCCGAGCGCGGCUUCGACGAUGACAAGGACUCGCUCAUGCUGCAGUCCAACGAUUCUCUCUCCUCCCUGGCGCCCUCGCUAUCUCCAGACUCGGACGACGACGCUCGCCGGCGCGCCAUCGAAGAACAGAACCGCAUCUCGCCCAUCUCACGCCUCCCCGCCGAGCUCAUGAUCGCCGUCUUCGCCAAGUUGUCCUCCCCCGCCGACCUCAAGAACUGCAUGCUGGUCUCCAAGGACUGGGCGAGAAACAGCGUAGGUCUCCUCUGGCACAGGCCGUCCACAAACAAAUGGUCCAAUGUCAAGAGUGCCAUCUGGACCGUGAACAAGGCAAACAGCUUCUUCGACUACAGCAGUCUGAUCAAGAGACUCAACUUGUCAGCGCUCGGCAACGAAGUCAGCGAUGGCACACUGAAACCUCUUUCUGGAUGCAAGCGCGUCGAGCGUCUGACCUUGACCAACUGCACCAAGCUGACGGAUCUGAGUCUGGUGGCUAUGCUCGAGGAUAACCGGAGUCUUCUGGCGUUGGAUGUCACAAACGUGGAUGCGACCACCGACAAGACAAUGUUUGCCUUGGCACAACAUGCCGUACGGCUGCAGGGAUUGAACAUAACAAACUGCAAGAAGAUCACAGACGAGUCGCUCGAGGCUGUGGCCCGAAACUGCAGACAUCUCAAGCGGCUCAAACUCAACGGAUGUUCGCAACUGAGCGACAAGAGCAUCAUCGCUUUUGCGAGAAACUGCCGCUACAUCCUCGAAAUCGACCUUCACGACUGCAAGAACCUCGCUGACGAGUCUAUAACCACCCUCAUCACCGAAGGCCCGAAUCUUAGGGAGUUACGCCUGGCCCACUGCUGGAGGAUUACGGACCAAGCCUUCCUCCGCCUUCCGUCCGAUGCUACCUAUGAGAGCCUCCGUAUUCUAGACCUCACCGACUGCGGAGAAUUACAGGAUUCCGGUGUUCAGAAGAUCGUAUAUGCAGCGCCACGACUCCGAAACCUCGUCCUUGCAAAGUGCCGCAACAUCACAGACAGAGCCGUCUUGGCCAUCACACGCCUGGGCAAGAACCUGCAUUAUAUUCACUUGGGUCACUGCUCGCGUAUCACGGAUACGGGUGUUGCACAGCUGGUGAAGCUGUGCAAUCGAAUCCGUUAUAUCGAUUUGGCCUGCUGCACCAAUCUCACAGACGCAUCAGUUAUGCAGCUAGCCAUGCUUCCAAAACUGAAACGAAUAGGACUAGUCAAAUGCGCAGCCAUUACAGACCGUAGUAUAUUAGCACUCGCGAAACCUAAGCAAGUGGGCUCUGGUGGACCAAUUGCCCCCAGCGUGCUAGAGAGAGUUCAUCUCAGCUACUGCACCAACCUCACCUUGGCGGGUAUCCACGCCCUCCUUAACAAUUGCCCGCGUUUGACCCACCUCUCCUUGACAGGCGUGCAAGCCUUUCUCCGCGACGACCUCCUCGUCUUCUGCCGCGAAGCCCCCCCUGAAUUCAACGAACACCAACGCGACGUGUUUUGUGUCUUCAGUGGCGUCGGCGUACAGCGUCUGCGUGGUUUUCUGAACACGAAUGGCCAGAAUGAGGAUCGCGAUUCGUCCUUUGGCGACAACGAAGGAACCAUGUACAAUGACGGCGAAGAUGGUGGCGACGUCAUUAUCAAUGUCACAGCGCAAGCGAAUGGCAUGGUUAUCGACGAGAUGGACGAAGAAUUCGGUAAUGAUAGCGAGAUGUUAGGCCAGGAUUAG